Staurois parvus is the source of this 295-nucleotide messenger RNA. NCBI's taxonomy places the organism in Eukaryota, Metazoa, Chordata, Amphibia, Anura, Ranidae. The record is from the annotation of a GenBank genome assembly.
ACACCGGUGCAACUUCAGGUUUGAUAUGCAAUUUGUACCUGAAGUCGCGCCAAAUGCUAGUGCAGGCCAUAGACGGGUCGAAAAUCGGCCGAUUUUUCGGCCGAAAAUAAAAUCGGCCGAUUUUCGGAUCGUUAGUGGGCGAUUUGGUCGGCCGUUUUUCGGUAUUUUGGCCGUUUUUGUUUUUCGGUAAAGUUGGAAAAAAAUCGGCCGAUUUUGCCGAUCGGCCGAUUUUCGAAUUAUUAGUGGGCAAAUCGGCCGAUUUUUUACCAAUAAAAAAUCUGCGCAUGAGCAGUGA